AACUGGCUCGGGAACUUCAAUUCGGAGUGGAUGAUAUCAACAGAAUCCGGGUUGAGAAUCCCAACUCCCUCCUGGAGCAGAGCUUGACUCUCUUGAACCUUUGGACCAGCCGUGGUGGCCAGAGUGCCAACAUGGAGAGCCUCUACGCAGCCCUUCGCAACAUUGACCGCAGUGAAAUUAUCAACAUGCUGGAAGGUUCUGGGCGACAGAGCCACAGCCUGAAGAGUGACAAACGCUACAGGCACAGAGACUAUUCUGGCUCUCCCUCCCAGAUAAAUGGUUAUGCUUCGCUGCAGGACGAGCUGCUGUCCCCCGCCUCCAUGCACUACGCUCUGCCUUCCCCGCUGUGUGCCGACCAAUACUGGAAUGAGGUGGCCAUCCUGGAAGCCAUCCCCAUGGCUGCCAGCGAGCAGGAUGCCCUGCUGGAGAUGUCGGACAUGCAGGUGUGGUCUUCCGGGCUGACGCCCUCGCUGGUGACUGCCGAAGAUUCCUCUCUGGAGUGCAGCAAGGCUGAGGAUUCGGACGCCACAAGUGAAGGGCGGUUCACGGGGCAAACGCUGGAGGAUGUGCAUGGCGCUGACCCUCUUGGUUCCAUGGACCUGGUGGAGGAAGACACAGUGGAUUCAGACGCCAUGAAUGGCCUGAUGGACAUGUUAGAGCAGGAGGAAGGUCAGAGGCCAACAGAGAGUCCAAGUGGGCAUCACAGAGUCGCCCACUGUUAGCCGGGUGAUAGAGAAGGGCAAGGACAGGCCUGGCGAAUGGGUGGUUGAGGGCGCCUUCAUCUCCAGCUUGUCAGACCUGGGUGAGGGAGUGUCCCUAAGCCCAUCACUCUUGCG
This is a messenger RNA of Thamnophis sirtalis, 836 nucleotides long. NCBI's taxonomy places the organism in Eukaryota, Metazoa, Chordata, Lepidosauria, Squamata, Natricidae. The record is from RefSeq and is a predicted model, not a curated record.